AUGUCUAUUCUAAGACAAUUUUCUAGAUUAUCAAUAUGUCCCACAGUAAAAUUUCAGUUAAAUCGAAAUAUAUCGACGACAAGUGCCUUAACGUUCAAGAUCACUGAACAGCUAUGUGCUGAACCGAUGAAGAAAAAAAAGAAAAUAGAUCCUGCUAUUGUUAAAGCACGCGAAGAGCGCCGUCGUAAGAAAAUUGAGAAACAAAUUCGAAGGCUUGAGAAGAAUGCUAGACAGUUGAAACCUAUUGAUGAGUUGGAGGUUCCACUUCACUUGAUGGAUUCACUCAAAAAAUAUAAACGGUCUCCUGUCCAGUUGUCGGUCGAAGAAAUCGAAGCCCGCGAGCUACUCCAAAAGGAAUGGGCUCGUUACAAACGUGAUGAAUAUAUGAACAACAUUGCACAAGUCGACAGGAUCAUGGCAGCCCAGAGACGCGCUCUGGACAGGCUGUACGAGGAAUCAGAGGAUCUGUACAAUGAAGCUAUUAUGCCCGACUUGCAACUACUGCCUUAUACCAUAAGCGGUCCGGUAGCGACGCCGCCCAUCAAGGACUACGAAUCGCCCGACGGAGAAUACAUAGACGUGUCUAAGAAAUGGGAUAAUUAGUGAAUUUAUUUAUCUGUGCUUAUUAACAAAUAGGUAACAGCCAGUAUUUGUGUAUCGAAUGUUAGUUCGAGUACCGCAAACACAAUUUCCAAUAGAACUGUGUGCUUAGUGCGAGUUUGUUAACGUUCUUGAUGGCGUAAAGAUAACUCAAAAUUUGUAUGCAGUUGGAACAGCGCCCCUAGCGGCAAACGUAGG
This is a messenger RNA of Bombyx mandarina (wild silkworm), 798 nucleotides long. RefSeq names its product mitochondrial ribosomal protein L40 (gene mRpL40). NCBI's taxonomy places the organism in Eukaryota, Metazoa, Arthropoda, Insecta, Lepidoptera, Bombycidae. The record is from RefSeq and is a predicted model, not a curated record. Gene Ontology annotation, cellular component: mitochondrial ribosome; mitochondrial large ribosomal subunit.